UUUGAACACGUGCUUCAUUGCCUCUUCAAUCGAUAUCUAGUUCUGAAACCAUCCAAGACUAUUCUAACCUGCAACUUGUGUACUCGUCUCGUCAGUAGCAUCCAGAUGCUUGUUGUAAACAUACAACACCAUCAUGCUCCAUUUCCUUUCCUUUCAUAUAUUUUUACUCAAGUUUUUUCCCCGAUAGCAUCUGUUAACUGUUUCGAACUCUUUGGGUAUUGUGAUUCUUGUUAAAGUAACGUCGUUCAGAGUUAUCCAAUGGCUGACAGCAUUUCAGAUCUCUGAUAUUUGGUGGAGAUCUGAGGAAAGUGGUGCCAUCCAACAGCAGACUGGGAGCAUAGGAGCUCCCUGAGUAACUCAUAUAAGCUCACCAUACUAUGCCUGCAGUUCCAAGGCCCGGAAGUUUAAAGGACCCUGAAGUUUCGGAACUUUUUCACAAAGAUGACCCGGACAAGAUUUUUGAAGACCUGCGGGAAAUCGGCCAUGGAAGCUUCGGUGCAGUGUACUAUGCCCGGAAUCUCAUCUCUCGUGAAGUUGUUGCCAUCAAGAAAAUGUCAUAUUUGGGAAAGCAAAGUUUGGAAAAAUGGCAAGAUAUUUUGAAGGAGAUCAGAUUUUUACGGCAACUUAACCAUCCCAAUACAAUUGAGUAUAAAGGCUGUUUUCUACGGGACCAUACAGCAUGGCUUGUUAUGGAAUACUGUUUGGGCUCAGCCUCAGAUAUAAUAGAAGUACACAAAAGGCCUCUCAAAGAAGAGGAAAUUGCAGCAAUAUGUGAAGGAGUCUUGAGAGGCCUGCACUACCUUCAUUCACUUGGACGAAUACACAGAGACGUCAAAGCAGGAAAUAUAUUGCUUACGGAAAAUGGGACAGUAAAAUUAGCUGACUUUGGCUCUGCCAGUAUUCGUAGUCCAGCCAACAGUUUUGUUGGCACUCCAUACUGGAUGGCACCAGAGGUCAUACUUGCUAUGGAUGAAGGACAGUAUGAUGGAAAAGUUGAUGUUUGGUCAUUAGGCAUCACUUGUAUUGAGCUAGCUGAGAGGAAACCACCUUACUUCAACAUGAAUGCCAUGAGUGCCUUGUACCAUAUUGCUCAAAAUGACACUCCAGUACUGCAAUCGCAAGACUGGACAGACAUCUUUCGGCAUUUUGUUGAUUCCUGCUUGCAGAAGAGCCCCACUGAACGUCCUCAUGCUGGGAAGCUUCUAUUGCAUCAACUUGUGACCAGACCACGUUCUCCACAUGCUCUGUUGGACUUGAUCCAGAGGACUAAAGCUGCCGUCAGAGACCUUGACAAUCUGAAUUACAGAAAAAUGAAAAAAAUACUCAUGAUGGACGCAUUUGAAAAUGAGAGCACUGCAGGUGACGCUGAUGGACCCAUCUUUGAUUGUUCAGAAACACCAGACGAGCAGACUGGUGGGGACAGCAGCAAAAGCAACAGCAUUACUUCAGAACAUUCAAUCCACUCCAUGGGAGUCAGUGCAUCCUCCCAGAGCUCUUCUACUAAUAGUUUACCUCCAGCAGUGGAUGGAAAUGAUGGCUAUGCCGCUUCUAUGCGAGCCAGACACAAGGCAUCGAAUUCCACAGCUUUGGCAGAUCAUGGUGCAAACAAUUUUGCUACAAUCAGAACAACAUCAAUUGUUACAAAGCAGCAAAAGGAACAUAUGCAAGAGGAAAUGCAUGAACAAAUGACUGGGUAUAAGCGAAUGCGCCGAGAGCACCAGGCUGCCCUCAUCAAGCUUGAGGAACGUUGCAAGAUGGAGAUGGAGGGCCACAAAGGGGUCUUGGACAAGGAGUAUGACACUCUUCUUCAGCAGUUCAGCAAAGAGCUCGAGCGUUUACAGCAGAGGCACCAACAAGAGCUGGAACGCAAAGUUAAACACAACUUGAGCUGUGAUAAGAAAUUACAGAAAGAAAUUUCAGGACGCCAAGAACAAGAUCGCAAGGCUUUUGAUACUCAAAAGAAGAAAGAGUACAAAGCAAACAAAGAAAGGUGGAAGCGAGAAUUGUCAAUGGACGAAUCCACUCCCAAGAGGCAAAGAGAUGCUACUUUAGCGACCCAGAAAGAAAAUCUGAAACAAAUUGAGGCUCAGGAAGAGCAGCGUCUUGUUCGGGGUCAGAAGGAGUACUUAGAUCUUGAGAUGCGGAAAUUCCGUAGAAAAAAGUUGCUGUCAUUCCAUAGCCUAGAGCAAGGACUACUCAGAGAGGAGCUUAAUAAGAGGCAACAACAGCUGGAGCAGGCCCACUCAAUGUUGCUUCGUCACCAUGAGAAAACUCAAGAGCUUGAGUAUCGUCAGCAAAAGGCUGUCCACCAGUUGAGAGAGGAACAAAUUCAACGUCAGCACCACACAGAACUCAGCAACCAGCGGGAUUAUAUGCAGCGCGCUGAACGAGAGUUACGGAAGAAGCAUGCACUUGAACUCAAGCAACAACCAAAGAGUUUGAAACAAAAAGAAAUGCAAAUCCGCAAGCAGUUCAGAGAAACUUGCAAAAUUCAAACGAGGCAGUACAAGGCAUUAAAGGCUCAGAUUCUUCAAACUACUCCAAAAGAUGAGCAGAAAGUUGUCAUUAAGAAGAUGAAGGAAGAACAGAGGCGGAAGUUAGCCCUUCUUGGUGAUCAGUAUGAACAAAGUAUUGCUGAAAUGCUCCAGAAGCAAUCGAUUCGUUUGGACGAGUCUCAAGAAGUAGAAUGUCAUCAUUUGCAAGACAGAUUGCACUAUGAGUUGGAAAUUCUCAUGGCAUACCAGUCCAAGAAUAAGAUGCAGGCUGAAGCCCAGAGAAAUAGGGAGCGUAAGGAGCUGGAAGAUCGUGUCUCGGUCAGAAGGGCACUUUUGGAACAGAAGAUGGAAGUUGAAACUCAACAGUUCCUGCAGGAGCGUUCUGAGAGAAUUCGGUUGUUGCAUGAACGACAAGAUCGCGAACUAGAACAGUUUGAUGAAGAAUCUGCCCGUCUUGGCUUCAGUGCCCUUGCCAUUGCUGAAGCAUCAAAAGAGUCAUACCCUGAUGACGAAUCAUUAUCGGGAAGUGUGCUGAGCUUAGCACACAGCAAUAGCUCAGCUUCAUUCCCAGCAGGAAGUCUUUAGUGUUGGCAUAGCUGCAGGUUUCUUAUUUUAAUUUUGUAUCAAAGAAAUAUUGAUUUUAGCAAUGUUGUUGAUUUGUUGGAGACAAGUGAUUCUGCAAGAGGUAAAUUGGUCUGUUGAGAUGCUACAGAGUAACAAACCUAUGCAGUAAAACACGCUUAUAACCUACAAAUUCUAAUGGGACUCCACUUAUUUUAACCAGUAUUUUUAUUGUUUUUGCUGCCUUUUUUAAAAAAAAAUAAUUUGUUGUUAGUGGGCAUGUAAAGACAGAUGAGUGAGUUCCACUAUAAGAGAGUUUUACUGUAGUAUUUUUGUUUUUCUCGUGGAAUUGUUUGUUGUUUUGUUGCAAGUGUACAUCAUGAAAGUGUUAAGUUGACUCAGGGUCCAAUGUGGGAAAUAUGCGGGCCUAUACAGACACCACAAGACUAGUAUUCUUAUUUUUUUAAAACUUACUGAAGGAAAGGUUUUGAUUUGUUGUCUUAAGCAAGAUAGUAUAAGAGGGCUAAUACCCAUAAAUUGUGUCUGUAACCUUCAUCUUUUAAAUCUUAGAAUAUUGUUGCAUAGGUAAACAUACUCCGCUCAUUUGACUUAUGUGUAUACUGCCAUGGUGACUCUGAUAUUUAUUAAGCUACGUAUUGAAAUUGUGCAGAUAUUGUCUGUUCAUAAUAUUGGCUAUCAAAUAUUAGGUAUUGAUUCAGUGUGUUUUGGUUUAAAACGCAAAUCUGUAUUUUUAAAACAUUGCUCUUUCCACUGUUUUCCAUUACGUGAUAUAUCGCUGUUCCUUUUUCUUUUCUCUCUCUCUCUCCUCUUUUUCAUUUUUUAUCUUUUUUGUUUCUUUUUUUUUUUUUGGAAGAAUAUGUGUAUUGCUGGUGUUUUUACUGAAAGCAAAGAGUUUGAAUGGAUUUCUAUGGUAUUUGAAGAAUAUAAUAUAUUUAGCACAGCUUUUGUAGGAGCGCUGAGAGAAGCAUCAGGUUAGAUUUAGAAUAAUGAAUAAUGUUAGUCAAGGCUCAAGAAGGGCUGGCAAUCAUUGGCUGUAGGGACCUUUGCUUGUAGUAUAGUCAUAAAGAAGGAUAAGCCCAGUGCCCAGUGCAAAUUUUACAAAACCAUUAGUGAAGUUAUGGACUGUUUGCCCAGUUACUGAUGCCAAACUGAUAUGUAAUAUUUUUCCACAUUAAAGUUCUGCUCAAUUAAUCCCAGCUACCCUGGCUGAGCAUUGUAUGAGCAUGGUCUUCUUGAAACUUUGACUACGUCAAACAGGAAAUAUUGAGCUUCAUGGGGAUAUCAACAGUUUGUAAUGAAUUUUAUUGUUAUUCAAUUAAUGUCAACAGUUACGUAGCAUAUUUUUAUGGAUUUUUUCCCAUUUUUGAUUCAUUUUCCUUACUUGCUUUAGUUUAAAAGUGUAUUUACUCCAACCGAUGUGUGCUCAAGCUUCUACAAUUGCUCACAUUCAUUAUUUUUCUUUUCGAUUUUGAUGAAAUAUACUUGAGUACAUUAUUAAUUACAAUUAAUCACAGUCAGUUUGACUUGUAGUAACAUAAUGCUUCAAUGGCAUAUGUUUCUAUUGUCAUUGUAUAUUAUGAAUGGAUCACUUACCAAAUUGUGUACCAUUCAUAGCAUCAUAAUGCAAGUUGGUCUUACUAACUGCUUCUUCUUUUGGCCGGCCUCUCCUCUCCCGGUGGUUCAAAUACUACUAUUACUACUUACUUUGUUCGUUUUUUUUUUUUUCUUUUUUUUUGUUUAUCUAAUUUUUGGAAUUUAAGCCUGUUUGUUUUGAUAUUCACUGGUUGGACAUGUGUAAAUUGCUUUCAGCCGUGAGAAAUCUUCAACAAAUAUUGGUGCCUGCCUUGCCUGAUGCUAUGUGGUUGGUUCAGCCAAGCUAAGAAAUGAGAACAAACCUGGUUGUUGUUUUAAUCUUUAAUAUUUGAUGUAUAAAUCUUCUGUGUAUCUCAGUUUAAUGUGAACAUUUAGUGACGCAUGAGGUGAUUACAUUGUAUGAAAUUUAAGUGUUUGUGAGAUAUCACAAAUCAAAUGUUAAUAGUGCUUUCCACAAUUGUCUGGAACUGUGCUGAAGUUUUCAGCCAGUUCUGAUAUAAGUCUAGUCUGGUCUUAAUUUUUCUUAAUAACAUGUAAUAAAGAGAUCUUGUCCUUUAUGUAAGAAGCUUUGAACCAAAUUGUAUUGCAGAAGCUAUGUGGACUCCCUUCAUCAUUCAUGAAAUUUGCUUGACUAAAACAACCAUGCAAAAGAGUUAUUGAGAUAUUAUACGAUGGGGUGGUUGAGAAAGAAUGGUUUACAUGGCUGCCCUGAUAUGCGGCUUGUAAUCCACCCAUCAAUUCAUACAUAGAGUUUUAAUUCAUUUACUUUAUAGCAUUCAUUUGCUAAUACUCUAAAUCAUUAUAUGACAAGAUUUUUGUGAUACUGUAUUAGUUAGAUAUUCAUUAAAUUACUUAAUCUUAA
Thrips palmi is the source of this 5532-nucleotide messenger RNA. RefSeq names its product serine/threonine-protein kinase Tao (gene Tao). Gene Ontology annotation, biological process: protein phosphorylation. Gene Ontology annotation, molecular function: protein kinase activity; ATP binding. NCBI's taxonomy places the organism in Eukaryota, Metazoa, Arthropoda, Insecta, Thysanoptera, Thripidae. The transcript is spliced from 15 exons. The coding region runs from base 378 to 3080 and encodes 900 amino acids. The record is from RefSeq and is a predicted model, not a curated record.